AUGACUAUAAAUAAUUUAUUUAGUAGAAAUUGGCAGUGGAACAAAUUCACUGAUGAUACUUUAGCAGCUGUUGAAGCUCGUCUAUUUUCCCAUGUCAGAUCAAGAAUUACUUCGCAAUUUAUACCGAUAACAAUGGGGCGGAUAUAUACUGUCGUGGCAGAAUCUUCAAGAUCUUCAUCUGCUCGAAUACCGGUGGUUCUCAUACAUGGAUUUGCUGGAGGCGUUGGUUUCUGGGCUGCUAACAUCGAUGCUAUGGCAGAGAAUCGAUUACUAUAUUGUUUUGACUUGCUAGGUUUUGGCCGUUCAUCACGUCCUUCUUUUGCCGAAGAUCCGGCUUUAAUUGAAUUGCAGUUUGUUCAGUCAAUUGAAAAUUGGAGAAAAGAAAUUGGAAUCAGCAAAAUGAUUCUGAUAGGACAUUCUUUCGGAGCAUUUAUAGCUGCUGCAUACACGUUAGUAAAUCCUGAACGUGUGCGACAUUUAGUUCUUGUUGACCCAUGGGGAUUUACUGCAAAAUCUGAUAGGAAUUUUUCACAGAAUUUUCCGGCUUGGAUGAAGAUUGUAGUGCGAACAGUGUCAUUGUUUUAUCCAUUAUCAGCAUUACGCCUGGCUGGUCCGUAUGGAGUCACAUUAAUUAAAGCGCUGCGACCAGAUUUAGCUUUCCGCUUUCCCUGCAUCGAUUCAAAUGAUAUUUAUGAGUACAUAUAUAUGUGUAACGCUCAAAAUCCUUCUGGAGAAAUUGCUUUCACAAAUAUGAGCUUUUCGUUUGGUUGGGCUAAACGACCAAUGCUUGAAAGGCAAGUAAUACUGCUUAAUUUCAUUGUGACUUGUCGGUACUGUGUCGAGUCAUUACUAUUUUUCUUUUUAUAUGAUUCUACUUUCAUUAUAAUAAAAGCCUGCAUGAUACAAAAAUCAAAAAAAUACGGAAUCUUUUCUAGAAUAAUCGAUUUACCACCCAGUAUGUCAAUCACUUUUAUUUUUGGAAGCAGAAGCUGGAUUGAUUCGUCUAUUGGUGUAGAAGUGCAAAGCAAACGACAGAAUUCUUAUGUCGACGUUCAGGUGAUUAAUGGUGCUGGCCAUCAUAUUUAUGCUGACCAAACGGAGGUUUUCAACAGUGCUUUAUGUGAUUUAUUCACAAAAAUUGAUGCCGAUGAAGACAUUGUUACUCUUUCGAGAGAACAGUAA
Thelazia callipaeda (thelaziosis nematode) is the source of this 1182-nucleotide messenger RNA. NCBI's taxonomy places the organism in Eukaryota, Metazoa, Nematoda, Chromadorea, Rhabditida, Thelaziidae. The record is from the annotation of a GenBank genome assembly.